Molecule: messenger RNA, 390 nt
Organism: Racocetra fulgida
Lineage: Eukaryota; Fungi; Glomeromycota; Glomeromycetes; Diversisporales; Gigasporaceae
Source: the annotation of a GenBank genome assembly
CUUAAUGGUCUGUCUGAUGAUGAUAUUAAAAAAUUGAUAUAUGGAAGAAAUCCAAAAGCUCAUGAAAAGUUCUGGAAACACCUAGGACGCAUGGGAACGCAAUGUAGGGAUCGAUGGCGAGAUUACCUCCAACAUAGAAAAGAAAAAUUACGUGGUAAAUGGACCGACGAAGAAGAGCAAAAAUUAAUAAAUAUCAUUGUCGAAUUAACUAGGCAAAAUGAUGCUGACAUUUCUUUGGAUUGGGGAAUCCCAUGGCAACAAGUCUCUUCCUUAAUGGAAAAUACUAGAUCACCAAACCAAUGUCGUGCGAAGUUAUAUGAGGCUCAAAAAGAUGAUGAAACCUCUGUAGACUGGAGUGAUUUAAAUGACGAAAGAUGGGGCCCAUGGUAA